AUGAAGUACCUCUCACUCUUAGCCAUCCUGGCCAUACUGGCCAUCACCGCCAACGCCAUCGCCCUCCCGGAAGCAGACCCCUACAAAUACAAAUUCACCUGGCCAGGCAGAAAGAUAGGCCGGUGCAAGUCCCUAGGCCAAGGCUGCUGGAGAGUCAAAUGCAGCGCCGCCACCUUCGCCAUCGCCCUCACAAAGGACGACCUCGUCGUCGACCGCGACUCCCCGCAGGCCCUCAACUCCCACGCCCGGAGUGGCGCCGCGUUUCAAGCCGAACGCGCGCUCGACGAGCUCGCCGACGUCGUUGCCUUCUCGCAGGACGAUCCGUUCUUCUACUACGGCGUGCUGGACAUCGGGAACCACUUAGUGGCUGAUACACCAGGGACCGAGACCUUUCCGCGCCGUGCGUUGAAGGCGGAGUGGGUUUGGUGCAAUGGGAAGUUCAUUGGAUAG
Messenger RNA from Colletotrichum fioriniae, 450 nucleotides. RefSeq lists its product as uncharacterized. The record is from RefSeq and is a predicted model, not a curated record. Lineage: Eukaryota; Fungi; Ascomycota; Sordariomycetes; Glomerellales; Glomerellaceae.